This is a messenger RNA of Lactuca saligna, 552 nucleotides long. NCBI's taxonomy places the organism in Eukaryota, Viridiplantae, Streptophyta, Magnoliopsida, Asterales, Asteraceae. The record is from the annotation of a GenBank genome assembly.
AUGGCUAUUAGAGUUCUAGCUAAUUUUCUCAUAUUACUAUAUCAGGAAAGGAAAUUGCUGCCAGCUGGCAGGAGAAAUGGAUUUUACCUUGGUAUAAUGUCCAAAGUUUCUAUUUUUGUGGUGCUUGGAAUCAUUUUGUUAGGAGCUGGUUUCGGAUAUUGGCUGGUGAGGAAAUAUAUUAUUUCUGAAGAUGGAGAAGUUGAUGUUGGAGUUGCAGUGACAUGUAUUAUCCUGAGCAUGAAAGACACCCAUUUGGCAAUGACUGCAGUGGGGUCUUGUUUGGGUGUAUACUACAUGAUCACGAAGAUUGUAAGGCAAAUGCCAUGUAGGAUCUAUACAACCCUCAAAGAGCUCAACCUUGAAUUUAUGAAGAGGAACAAUUUUGUUAGCCCUAAAGUUACUUAUGGAACAGCAACUGCUUUACAGAAUGUAUCAUUCCAUUUGAAUGGACGAUUCUUGAAUGAAUGUAAUUCCUUCCAUUUUCUGGAAUUUAUGAAGAGGAACAAUUUUGUUUGCCCUAAAGUUGCUUAUGAAACAGCAACUGAUUUGUAG